Molecule: messenger RNA, 535 nt
Organism: Drosophila suzukii
Lineage: Eukaryota; Metazoa; Arthropoda; Insecta; Diptera; Drosophilidae
Source: RefSeq, a predicted model, not a curated record
GAGCGUAAAGUCCCAACCUCAAGAGAAGUCUUCAUAACCAACACCUUAUUUCAGGCCCUUUAAUUCUCCCCUGGCUGUUCAGAUAGCCAAGCGCAGGGUCGAAUCAGAAUACGCUGUGGUGGGGACUUGGGAGGAGACCAACAUAACUCUUACAGUUUUGGAGCACUAUAUUCCCCGAUAUUUCGCUAGAGCUAAAAUGAUAUAUCACAUGUACCAAAAGACCUUACAGAAUCGCAAUCGCAAUAACAGAAAACCCCAGGUGGACCCAGACGUCAGGGCCAUGGUCAGGCGUAACUUCACCCAUGAAUACGACUUUUACUACUUCUGCAAACAGCGUCUAUAUAAGCAGUAUAUAGCCCUCAAGCGAUAUGAUAUGGAACGACUGAUUAACCCCUAACUUCUAAGACUGAUCUAUCUUUAGUUAUUGACAUAGUUUCUUUGUAGCUCUUUAAUAAAGUACUCAAUAGUUAAUGUAACUAACAAGUAAAAAACCCUUAGGAAGUCUUUGAAAAUCAUAAGUCCAAUUCAAUUUAUA